AUAAAGCAAAGGAAAAAGCUAAAAAAAAGCAGAGAAGAAUUAAUGGAGACUUGCGCUACAACAACCAUAACAUCACAGAAGAAAAGUCAUGAGCAGAGCCAGCAGGUAGUAGAUGGUUCUGGUAUAAUAGAGUUGGUUGGGAACGAUGAGGUUUUUAGCAGUUUCGUAGAGCAUAAGUUUCAGGAGCUGGACGAAGACAGAGACGGUCAGCUCUCUGUUAAGGAACUUCAGCCUGCUGUUGCUGAUCUUGGAGCUGCCCUUGGCCUGCCCUCUCAGGGCUCUUCUCCUGACUCUGAUCAUAUCUAUUCUGAGGUCUGUGCCUCCAAAAUAUCUUCAAUUUUUUUCUGGGUUAAGAUUCUACCUAAUCUACUAGAAGAUGCGGUAUUUAUUGCAAUCGGGUUUUUGAUGCAGACACUGCACACAGCCUUCGAAAACGCUCCAAAAGAUCGUAAUGGGAAAAUCUCAAAGGACUAUUUACGUGUUGUGCUGGAUCAAGUGGCUCCAUCAGCUGGGUUACCUCCAAUUGGUGCAGUUGAGGAGAUGGACAAAAUUAUCGAGGAUGUGCUGAAAAUUACAAACGCGGAUGAUGGAAAGAUGGUUAAAGAAGACGAAUUCAAGAAACUCUUGACUGAAAUCUUGGGAAGCAUCAUGUUGCAGCUAGAGAGCAAUCCCAUCUUGGUGUCUUCUAAUUCGGUUGUGCACGAGCCACUUGCCUCAUCUUCUACGCUACUGCAGCCGUCUUCCUAGUUUACUAAUAACAUAUAUAUGGUAACUGUCUAUGAUAUAUCAAGUAAACAAAAAGUAAGUAAAAUAAAUUAAUUUUGGCCAAAAAGUUAUCUUUUGCAUAAGAUAUGUAUUAUCAGUUCAUCGAUUAUGCCAAUGGCAUAUAACUGCCGUAUGUAUAUUAUCUUUUUAUAGAAUCAAA
This is a messenger RNA of Carica papaya (papaya), 925 nucleotides long. Lineage: Eukaryota; Viridiplantae; Streptophyta; Magnoliopsida; Brassicales; Caricaceae. The record is from RefSeq and is a predicted model, not a curated record.